CGGUGGUUGGUCACGGUACUGCAGCCUGAAGGCGGAAGUCUGUUCCACCUGUUAACGAACAUCACGUCAUGUCUUCCUUUUGAACUAUUAUGACUAUUAUAACUAAUUACACUAGCAUAUCUAAAUGUAGAUAGUCGGUUAUAAGAGGAUCAUGGAUAAAUUAAAGAAAGUUUUGAGCGGUCAAGAUGGAAACAAUGAUAAGGUGGACAUACUGGAGGUAGCGAACCAGGCCAGCACGCUGAGCUGGGGAACUCGGGUGAAGGCCUUUGCAGCCUCCUUCCUUCUGGGAGUGGUUUGCUCCAUUCUGGGGAGCUGCCUGCUGUGGGUUCCAGGCGUGGGCCUCGCUCUGUUCGCUGUGUUCUACACGCUGGGAAACGUCUGCUCUCUGGCCAGCACCAUGUUCCUGACCGGACCUCUUGCCCAGCUGAAGAGAAUGUGUGCUAAAGAGAGAGCGCUAGCAACCGUCGUCAUGGUGACAUGCCUGGUGUUAACGCUGUGUUCCGCCUUCUGGUGGAAGAACAACGGACUGGCUGUUCUGUUCUGCAUUCUACAGUUCCUGGCCUUCGCCUGGUACGGCCUGUCAUACAUCCCCUUCGCCAGGGAUGCGGUCCUGAAAGUGUUCACCUUCUGUCUGUAACAGUCUGUCAGAAACACUAUUUAACCAUCCAAUCAGAUCCGACUACUCUGUGCCUUAUUAUUAUGAUGCUUCAUUAAUAUGAUGCUGUAUUAAUAUGAUGCCUUAUUAAUAUAAUGCCUUAUUAAUAUGAUGCUUUAUUAAUAUGAUGCUUUAUUAAUAUGUUGCCUUAUUAAUAUGAUGCUUUAUUAAUAUGAUGCUUUAGUAAUAUGAGGCUUUAUUAUUAUUAUGAUGCCUUAUUAUUAUGAUACCUUAUUCCCAAAUGCAUAUGUUUUACGUGUUUUAAUUCUGGAUUUCGAGGUCAGAGCCGCAAUGAUAUUGAAGGAAGUAGACCAAAGCAAAUUAAGUCAGCGCAACACACAAAAAAAAUCAAUUCAAAUCAAAUGUUUAUUUAAUACUGAACGUUUUCUAACAUUCGGGCAGACCUUACAGCAAGAAUUUCAGAACAAUGUACCUUUAAAUAAAUUAGUAAAACAAUUUUAUUUUAUU
This is a messenger RNA of Gadus macrocephalus (Pacific cod), 1123 nucleotides long. RefSeq names its product SFT2 domain containing 2b (gene sft2d2b). Gene Ontology annotation, cellular component: membrane. Gene Ontology annotation, biological process: vesicle-mediated transport. The record is from RefSeq and is a predicted model, not a curated record. NCBI's taxonomy places the organism in Eukaryota, Metazoa, Chordata, Actinopteri, Gadiformes, Gadidae. Bases 152 to 637 code for a protein of 161 amino acids. The transcript has 8 exons.